Molecule: messenger RNA, 4129 nt
Organism: Diorhabda carinulata
Lineage: Eukaryota; Metazoa; Arthropoda; Insecta; Coleoptera; Chrysomelidae
Exons: 9
Coding region: 1471-3429 (652 amino acids)
Source: RefSeq, a predicted model, not a curated record
UGAACUCAAUCCCGUGGAGUUGAUCUGGGCAGAUGUGAAACAUUUAAAUGUUCUGACAUUAAAAAUAUUCUAUUAUUAUAAUAUUAUUACACCUGAUAAGUGAAAAAGUAUAUUCAACAUGUCCAGGAAAAGAUUGAAACCAAAAUGUGGAAUAUAGACAUUGCCAUUGAUUUGCAAGUUAAGCUCCUUAUUAUAAAUAUUGAUGAUAGUGGAAGCUCAAUCUCUCGGUAAAAAGAAAAUAUAUUUAUUGAAGUAAAAAAUUUUCAUUUUAAUAUUUCGAUACACAUUUUUUCAAAUUUUUAAAUGAAUGUAUUUCAUAUUUUGGACGUUCACUUUAUAUCUAUUUCAAACUUCACGUUCACAUUGUAUAUUUUUGUAAUAAUAAUUGUGCAUAAUUAUUCAUCAUUUAUAUUAUUAAUCUACUAUAUGAAUCAGCAUAAUUAUUAUUUAUUAAAUGCGGUCCUGUUACAUGCUUUGCUCUGAUCACGUGCACUAUGCGUGAAUAUGUUUUUAUUAACUAUUUUUCUUCGAUAAAUAGAGUAUAAAAGAAUUGCGAAAUGUCCUCCCGAAAAGUGGAUAUGUCAGUUUUUUUCCACUAUGCAGUGUUGUGCUCAGUGUAGGCAAUCUGUAAAUAUAGACUGAAACGCAAGUCCCUAUAUUGGAAUUUGAAGCAAAUCAGCAGGAUUCUGACUUAAGCUCUUUUCAUCUAAUGAAAAGAGGUUAACUCUACCUAAAGCUCAAACUUCAUCUCAUCUGCCACUGGGUUAUCACUUUGCAACAUAAUCAUAUUUAAUAAACUUAAACGCAACAGUGGAAAUUAAUGUCGGAAACCUGUAAUUUAAUAAAAAAAUUAGUACAAGCGUCCUGAAUUUAGUGAAUUGUUUGAAAGCUCACUUGCAGACUAAUUCAAACAAUUUGCAAAAAUACUUGGUUUCAGCUUUAUUGCUUUCUCUGAAACAUAUCUUAAAAGUAUCUAUGGAGUCCACCAAAAAUCAAUUCUUUACCUCACGGUCGUCAGUUUGAUAUAGAUCAGCUGUUUUCUUAGAUUGCCUAAUUAGAGAACAACCACAGUUCUGAGUAUGGAGUGUAGAGAAGGAGGAACAUCUCUUAUGGACGGUACGUUUAAAAUAUGGUCUGAAUGCUGUAGGGAUAAUACGUGGAGCUGAUUGUACUAUGGGAUUGAGAUCUGAAGUUAGACACUAUAUCUGAAACUAGCUUCAGAUUCUAUAAACUAACGAAAACAGAAUAUUAUGUAGGUGGUGAAAAGAAUUAAACAACGUUUAAAAAUAUUAAAAAAAUAGUAAAAAAAGAAUACAAAAAAUCAUGGUGAAAACUUGUUGUAUUUCUGGAUGUAUAAGUGGUUCUUUAAAAGAUCGUGGAAUUCGUUUAUCUCAAAAUAUAAAACAAGCAAGUCUCUUUGGAAUACCAAAGGACGCUACGCUGCUAGCACAAUGAUCUUCUAUUUUGAACAUGACUUUAACGAAACAUCAUUGUAUCUGCGAUUAUCAUUUUAAAGAAGAAGAUAUUGUGAAAUCGCGGAAGAUUGAUUAUUCAGGUGGAAUAAUCAAAGAAUAUGAAUUGAAACGAUGGACCCUAUUGCCAAAUGCUGUACCAGUUAACCUACAGCCAAGACAAUAUGAUAUUGAACUUUCAGAAAAUCAAGAAAACCUGCACUAUCAAACGGUUAAAAUAAUAAAUGACGAUAAAUUUUCAAAGAAGCCAACCAUCAAUGUGCGAAAGCCUUUUCAACAGUUGGACAAUCGUAUUAACAUUAGAAAAAAACCAGCGUCAACAUCAAUCGAAAAGAUCUCGCCUUCGCUGAUAAAAAUCCGAAAAAUUGCAAGUUCUGACGAUAAAUAUCCACAAUUUAUUUCACAUAAAACAUCAUUAAAUAGUAUACCUGAUCAACCAGUAGACAAGAUGCAAAUUGCUGUGAACAAUGUAGAGACAAGAUUUGAUACAGAACAAGUUUUUUUAAAUGAAAUCGAAUCAAACAAUACUCCUAAGAAUAUUAAGGAAUUGUUGGACUCUUUUUUGAGUGUGAUGCCUGAGUAUUGGUAUUAUAUACUUCAUGAUAACCAAUUAGUACUUGUUUAUACUGAUCCCUUUAGGGAAACUGAAAAACUUCGCCUUUUUAUACAAGAUGAUUUUUCAGUAAUGGUUUCAUUCAAGAAGAAAAGACAACUCAGCUUAAACUUGAAAGUUACUAUGUCUGCAGAUCUUUCUAAGCUUCUUGAAGAAGUGAAGCGAACACCCGUUUGUGAAGGAACAGGAAUUGAAGAAACGAGCGUCUCUGGAAAUUGUCCCGGUCUCAUUCUGAACAAUUAUAAACGGCUACCACGGAAUCCGAGAUGUUUUGCAUGCCGCACUCUUCGUGAUCGACUCUUCACUAAAGCAGCUAGACAGCGUACUGCUGCAAAUAAAAAAUACAAAUCUCAAAUACCACUGAAACGACUUAAAAACAAAUGUAAUCGCUUACAGAAAAAGACCAAAAAAUUACGUUCUGUUGUAAAAACUAUAAAGGAUAAAUACACACAGAUAAGUGAUAAAUCUUUCCAAAGAAGAAUUCAAUCAUUAGAUGAAUCUGAGCGACUUGUGGUUACUACUUUUUUUGAGAUGGCUAAAAAAAGUAAUUCUAAAGGUCGUCCAUAUAAGCUUGAAUGGAUAUACGAAUGUUUAUUAAUACGAUUCAAAAGCAGUAGCUUGUAUGAAAUGUUGAGGAAAAGAAAGAUACUACCGUUGCCAACAAAAUCAACGCUUGAUAAAUACAUAAGGUUAAAUAGUUCAGCAUAUGGAUUUCAACCUGCUUUAUUUGAGUGUAUGAAAAAAAGGGGUGAGAAUAUGCCAUUAUCUGAUCGAAGAGGAGAAUUAGUUUUUGAUGUGAUGCAAUUAGCUUCGGGCGUUCCAUUCAAUACAAAUACUAAAGAUUUUAUAGGAUUGGUGAACCUUGGUGAUCACACACCUGAUAAUUUAAAAAAUACAGUAGGAGAUCAUGCGCUAGUUUUUCAAUUUGUGCCAUUCAAAGGAGGAAAAUCUCAAGCUCUAGCUUGUUUUAUCAGUAAAAAUGCGGUGACCAGUCAAAUUCUGCAAAAACUAAUUUUAGAAUGUAUUAUUCUUUUGAGUAAUGCUGGAUUCCAUGUGGAUGCAGUUACAAGUGACGGAGCACAAUGGAAUCGUGCUGUGUGGAAGAUUUUUGGAAUUGACGAGAAGAAGCUCAGUUGUCCUCAUCCAUGUGAUGAAAAAAAAAAGUUAUGGGUGAUUUCUGAUUUUGCGCAUCUCAUUAAAUGCUUCCGUAAUAGCUUGAUGGAGAAGGAAGCUUUUGUGACGCCUUAUGGUACAGUUAAAAAGAGUCAUUGGAAAGCAGUACUAAAUGGUGAAAAUUAUCAGGGUGCGAAUCUAAAAAUUGCUCAUAAAUUAACAUACAAAUGAUUUUUGAUCGAAUUACUCAAAUUCAAUUGCCCAAAAUUGGUUGCCACGAACAUUCUCUAUUGUUAACAAGAGAGAUUAUUAUUUAUUAUUUAACCAUGAGAGGACAUUUCUUGGCCAAAACAUUGAACAAGGAGUAUAUAGAAAAAAAAAAUAAAAGUAAAAUGUAUAAGAAAUUAUCAAAGUUGUGACUGACGUUUGAUUAUAUUCAUGUGAAAAGCUGUGCAAUCCUUAAUAUCUUAUUAGAUUUUUAUUUUUUAUUAAGAACUUGAUAUAUUUCUGUACCUGCUUGCCUAAGCUAAUUACCAAUGAUAUUUUAACAAAACUAUAAUUAUUAUAUUUGUUGCGGAUAGAGUUCAAUAUUUUAUUUCUAUGAACCAAAAUGUUUUAUUUUCAAUUAAUAUAUUAUUCUUAUUGAUAUUUUUAUAUGACUAUAACUAUUAUAUUAGUUGCUAAUGAAGUUCAAUAUUUUAUUUUUAUGAACCGAAAUAUUUUUUUUAUUAUUCUAUUAUUUUUAUUGAUCUAAUUAUAUCGCUAUAAUUAUUAUAUUAGUUACGGAUAAAAUUCAAUAUUUUAUUUUAAUCAACCAAAAUGUUUUUUUUAUACUAUUUCAUUAUUGUUACAUGAUUCUACUUUUUUUUCAUAUUAGAAUAUAUGUAUUAUCUAAACCAAAUAAAUAGCUAAAUAAUAAAGUUAAUUUAAC